UACCCAUGCUAUUUACAGGGAUGGGAAAGCUGCAGGAAAUCUUGAUGGUAAACUCCAAUGUGAAGCCAUUGUAGACUACUAUCAAUACCGCUAAGUUAACGUUGCAGCAUACAUUUCCGAUUCAUUUACGAACGUACCAGCCGACAAGACAUGGGACAUCUUAUACAAUCAGCGAAAAAUCCUAACAGACCAGAAACACAGAGAAAGGGUCCCAAGGCCGGGUGGGCAGCGACUUGUCUGGGCUAACUUGAGACCCGUCCGGUUAGACGAAGGGUGACGCUGACACCUGCUUUGACAUCCACUGACUUGUGCACUUGAUGAAUUCAACAAUGGAGUCAUCAGACCAGACGUCUUCCGCAGAACUGAUGGGUCGAUAUGUCUCAUCGGAGAUGGGAUACAACGUGCCGAAAGAGGGAUGGAGGAUCUGCCUGGCGCAUGAGUUUAAAGAGAAGAGGAAGCCUUUCCAGGCCAAAGAUGUGUCGCUCUCCAACAUCAUAGAGCACAUCGGUCUUGGGAUCAGGUAUCUGAAAUGGUGGUAUCGAAAGACCCAGGUGGAAAAGAAAGCGCCAUUUAUAGAUAUGUUCUGUGCUUUGCCUCUACGACAGAUUUAUGGUGCUCCAUUGGGAGGUAUUGGAGGAGGUACCAUCACACGUGGUUGGCGGGGGGAGUUCUGCAGGUGGCAGCUCAACCCUGGAAUGUACCAUUACAAAACUGUGAUCACUAACCAGUUUACAGUGUGCCUGCGUCGGGGGGGUCAGACGGUGUACCAGCAGGUGCUGAGCGUGGAGCACCCCCCAGCCCUGCAGGGCUGGAACUGGGGCUUCUGCAGUGAAUACGCAUUCUACCACGCACUCUACCCCCGCGCCUGGACUGUCUACGACUUGCCCGGCCAGAAUGUCACACUCACCUGCCGACAGGUGUCCCCAGUCAUCCCGCAUGACUACAAGGACUCCAGUCUCCCAGUGGGAGUGUUUGUGUGGGAUGUGGAGAACAGGAAUGACUAUGAUCUGGACGUAUCCAUCAUGUUUACACUGCUCAAUGGUUCAGGACACAAGGACGACAAGAGUGGGGGACACUGGAAUGAACCGUUUCACCUGGAGAAGGAGGGGGAGGCUGUGUCAGGGGUGUUGCUGCACCACUGCACGCCUGUAAACCCCUACACACUCUGUAUGGCAGCCAGGGAACAGCCCGGUCGGGAGGUGAGCCAUCAGACGGCGUUCAGUCCAAAGGGGACGUGCAGUGCCCUGUGGACUGAUCUCAUCACUGAUGGAAACCUGGACUCACCAACAGGCUCCAGUCCCCCCACACAGAAGGGGGAGAAGGUUGCAGCUGCUCUGGUGGCCAAAUGUUUGGUGUCAGCACAUGGACACAACAGCCUUGAGAUGAGUCUGGCCUGGGACAUGCCCCUUAUACAGUUUGGCUCCAGAGAGAGAAAACACAGCAGGAGAUACACACGAUACUUUGGCAGUGAAGGAAAUGCUGGACCUGAGCUCUCACUGUAUGCUCUCACACACUACAGAGACUGGGAGAAGACCAUUGAGGAGUGGCAGAGACCAAUCCUGCAGGACAGCUCCCUUCCCCCCUGGUACAAAUCUGCCCUGUUCAAUGAGCUCUACUUUGUGGCGGAUGGUGGAACGGUGUGGGUGGAACUUCCAGAGGACGCUGAUGUCAGUGGUGGUCUCCGUAGCAACGAAGGGGGGCUCUCUGCCCAGCCUCCUGUCGUUAAGGAGUAUGGCCGCUUUGCCUACCUUGAGGGACAGGAGUACAGGAUGUACAACACAUAUGAUGUGCACUUUUAUGCAUCCUUUGCCCUCAUCAUGCUGUGGCCCAAACUAGCGCUUAGUCUGCAGUAUGACAUUGCUGGCAGUGUGGUGCAGAACGACCCCACUGAGAGGCUUGUCCUCAUGAGCGGCCGCUACUCCGCAGUGAAGACCCGCAAUGUCGUCCCUCAUGACAUUGGGGACCCAGAUGAUGAGCCAUGGACUCGUGUGAACGCCUACCUGAUCCAUGACACAGCUGACUGGAAGGACCUUAACCUGAAGUUCGUGCUGCAGGUGUACCGAGAUUACCACCUGACGCAGGACAUGCAAUACCUCUCUGACAUGUGGCCCGUCUGCCAGGCAGUGAUGGAGUCUGAGAUGAAGUUUGACAAGGACGGCGAUGGGCUCAUUGAGAACUCGGGCUACGCAGACCAGACUUAUGAUGGCUGGACAGUCACUGGACCUAGUGCUUACUGCGGGGGUCUGUGGCUGGCGUCCGUGUGCAUGAUGUGUAAGAUGGCACGGGUGCUGGGCAGUGACGACGUGUACCAGCGCUACAGAGAUGUACUGGACAGAGGCAGCGCCGCCUUCGACAAGCUACUGUGGAAUGGCCAAUACUACAACUAUGACAGCAGUGGACGGGACUUGUCCAACAGUGUGAUGUCAGACCAGUGCGCAGGACACUGGUUCUUACGAGCAUCCGGAUUGGGCGAAGACGAGUUCCAGGCCUUUCCCCAGGAGAAGAUCCGGAGUGCUCUGAAGUCGGUGUUUGACCUGAACGUGAUGAAGUUUGCCAGUGGGCAGAUGGGCGCAGUAAACGGCAUGCGGCCGGAGGGAGUGCCAGACCAAUCCAGCGUUCAAUCGGAUGAGGUGUGGGUGGGUGUCGUUUACGGUCUGGCCGCUACCAUGAUCCACGAGGGUAUGCUGGAGGAGGGCUUGAAGACCGCAGAGGGCUGCUACAGAACCGUGUGGGAACGCCUGGGCAUGGCCUUCCAGACCCCCGAGGCGUACUGUGAGAAGGGCAUCUAUCGCUCCCUGGCGUACAUGCGACCGCUUAGCAUCUGGGCCAUACAGCUGGCACUGGAAAACCGCACUGCACGGACUGAACAUGCCCAGAACGACAUCUGAGACAUCUGUCUGAGGUCACAGAUCAGAGUGAACAUGACCUAGAGGAACUGAACCAUUAAGUCAGAACACCAGCUAAGCUUUCCGAAUUGACUGUCCAGUGAUUAGUUAUGCACAGAUACACACGGAAGUAUACAUGCAUGAACAUGAAUGCAGACAGACUGAUAGGAUACAAACUAAGGCACUCACGGUUCCCAGUUAGUGCCCCAUGUAUGUUAUUUCCAUAAUAGCAUUCUCAUAACAUUUCAGAACAGAUUUACAGAUCUCCAUAUUGUAAUUGAUGACCAUGCACUGGAUCCCUCAAAGAUUUACACAUUCCAAACACAAAGUGAAACACCAAUAAAAUGCACACAUCAAAACACACACACACACACACACACACACACACACACACACACACACACACACACACACACACAUCCUUAUAUAUGUCUACCUGAAUCUCCUGACCUUGAUAUACCCACUAAAAAAGUUCUUGCCCUUGAGACAAUCUAUGGGACACUACUGUCCUAUGAUGCAACUGGACUAAUGACAAGUCUCUCAACUACUGCUUUCUCAGACUCAAGAUAUGUUUUGAUUCUGGUCAUAUGCUCUGCAGUGAGAAAGAGAAAUAUUUCCACCUUAACCACCCUCUGAUUGUUUAUACCUUUGAGAAGUGAGGACCAUCGCAGAGGAAAGGAAGAACACACUCGAUUUAAUAUCUACACAUAAAUGAAAACACAGCCUUGUCUAGAGAAUGCAAUAGAGGGUUUCAUUACAAAUUUACUUGAAUUGAAGUUUAUUUGUUUUGGUUUGUGAAAGCCUAAUUUUUUUUCCAAUGAAUGUUUUGACGGCUCUGAGUGUGCCUGCCUGUGUGAUGUAGCAUCUAAGCCUGUGAUGUAUGCAAUCUUUUACCGACAUAACAAGUACCACAACAUUAAAGAUCACUAAGAAGA
This is a messenger RNA of Alosa sapidissima (American shad), 3820 nucleotides long. RefSeq names its product glucosidase, beta (bile acid) 2 (gene gba2). The record is from RefSeq and is a predicted model, not a curated record. Bases 318 to 2888 code for a protein of 856 amino acids. The transcript is spliced from 18 exons. NCBI's taxonomy places the organism in Eukaryota, Metazoa, Chordata, Actinopteri, Clupeiformes, Clupeidae. Gene Ontology annotation, biological process: glucosylceramide catabolic process; carbohydrate metabolic process; central nervous system development. Gene Ontology annotation, cellular component: membrane. Gene Ontology annotation, molecular function: beta-glucosidase activity; glucosylceramidase activity.